AAGUGAAACUUCUUUAGAAUCGUUGUGAUUUCAAACCGGAUGCAACGGAAAAACGACAGGCAUAUAAAUACAUAUACGAGUACAUAUUAUUUCUUUGGCAAAUUUGUCUGUAUGGUUACGAAAGCAAAUGCAAGCCACAUACAUAUGUACAUACAUUCAUAAUAACAAGUGUUAAAGAGUCAAUCUGUCGAAGCACUGACGGGACGACAAAGCGCCACAACGUUGUGUUGUUGGUGGAAAAUCCGAGCUGUUCCGAAAGAAACUAACAAACGAUCGCCGAUUGUUACCGCUUCCCUUGCUGCUCGAACAGCUUCGCCAACAAGCUAGCGUAUAUAUGUAAGUUUUUGUAUGAGCUUGCAUACAUAUCGACGCUGAUUUUUGCAGUCAUGGAAAAAUAUCUUAAAUUUAGUACGCAGCUCUCAAGAAACGUAAAAACUUCAUAUAAAAAACGCUUAAGAAACGGUCCAGAAACGUUCCUGCGAUAAAUUUACUUGUGCUAGUACGCAGCUCUCAAGAAAUCUAGUACUAAUUUUUGAUACUUUUUUUCAAUAAAAUGCGAAUAUGGCAAUCCUGGUUUUGCGAUGAAACAUCAAAUCAACAAUUGUUUCUUGAAGGAAAGUGACAUUUGCGUACGAAUAAAGUGAAGUUUAUAACUAUUUAUAUUGUUUGAAAUUUAAAAAAAAUGGAUGCCAAUUAAAAAAUGAUGGCUCAUUGAAACGCAAAAAUCGCAUGCUGAAUUUCACAACAUUAGAGAAGUGCCAACUUGUGAAUUGCGUUAAGGAGUGGCACAGGAUCUGGGAUAUUAGCAACACAUUGCAUUGCAACAAGAAUGCAGUAAAUCAAUCCUGGCUCCACAUAAGCAAUGCCCUUAAUAAAAGUGUGGAUGAGUGCAAAUCAGCGUGGAUAAGUAUGCGCGAAAGCUAUCGCUACCAUGCUAGGGUAGCUCAUAAGAACAAAAGUGGCAGCGAUGGUGGGGAAGUUUUGGAAACUCCAUCUUUUUCAGAAAACGUUGAUUGGGUUUUUGCGGAGGAAAUGUCAUUUUUGAUGAAUGUAUCCCACAAACGGAAGACUUUCACAACUCCAGUAUCUUUCGGAGAAGAUUCGCAUGCAUCACCAAUACAUAUCGGCGAGGAUUCCAAUGUGUCACAAACAAGUGCAACCGACUCACAGCACUCAUACGAUUAUGUGAGUACAUAUAUACAUACAUAUUAGGCCGGGUCGAUUUGUGGGGAGGCAAAAAAUCGCCCAUUGCUCUAUGAAAAUCAUAUUCUAGGGAUCAAAAUAAGAAACUUUGCCGAAGGAACCAUACCUCUGAAACGAAUUCUGAUGUCCCCCGAUUACCUCUGAAAGUGAGGAGAACUAAACCAAUAACCACUAUGGUAUUCCAAAAAAAAUAAUAAGUGAAGUGACCAUUCCAAAUCAAAAAGUUUACAAUGAAUCCACCAUCUUCUACACCGCAAGAUAAAGCAACUACAUCAACAACUAUCGAAAACCCAAUGAGUCAUAUACCCAAGCAUGAUGUUACUGUUUUUGGUGUGUCUACUGAUUUGACUGAUCUUCAUUUACCAACCCAUCUAGAUAUCUUGAGAAAUUAUUUUUACUUAAGCGAACGUGCUAAAACAGAACAAAAAAAGUUUUCCCAUAAAUCAUUCACUAUUCAAGUACAAGAUAAGUUGAUUGGAAUUUGGGAAUAACUUGGUAUGGAAAUAAUGCUGGAAAAGUAUCAAGAGCAAAUCAAGAGAAGAAACAACACCCAACAUUUUACAGAAUAUGUAAAAUCUCUGGAAACAAUUUUUUACAUUGGAACAUGGAAAUGCGAUUUGAAGACAGCUCCAUGUGCAUGCGGCUGGGUUCCCGAACGCCUUAAAGAGUUCAUGCACGAUCAUCAUAAUCGGAGGAGACUAACAAUGAAUGCAUUUAUGAUGGAAACUGAAGAGCAAGGAGCAACGUCUAUGUCAUCAAUGCCAACAUACCAAGAUCCCGAUGAUUCAACAUACGCAACGCCACCGGUUCAAUAAGAUAUGGAUAGAAGUACAAGUUCACAAUACACAGAGAUAUACGAUUGUUUUAACUUUGCCUUGGUAUGUGACAGAUUUGGUGUGCCUGACAGAGUAGCAUCAGCAUUGGGAACCGCUCUAUUGCAAGAUUUUAAAAUUAAAGAUAAGCAUGGGAAACCUCUCAUCAUGGAUAAAUCGAAAGUUCGCAGAGAAAAAGAGAAAUGCAGACAAGAAGUGCUUCGCAAACGGUUAGAUGAUACCAAUUUGUUAGCGUUUUCAUUCGGUGGCAGAAAAGAUGAUACUUUAAGGAUGGUAAAAGAACCUCAUCUUGUUAUUUUGAGAGAACCCAACUCUGAAUUGAUUGGUUACGUAAGACUGGAACAUGAAACCGCUGAAUACAAAACAACCAAAUUAAAUGGUUUUUUCAACGAUAAAAAUAUAUCACUGGAUACAUUAAUUGGAAUAUGCACUGACGGUGAGCCAACAAACACUGGCCCACACGGUGAAAUUAUACGACGAUUCGAAUUGCUGUUAAAAAGACCAUUGCAUUGGUUUGUUUGCCUUCUACACUUCAACGAACUUCCGUUUCGGCAUUUGUUUGAAGCUUUGGAUAAAUCAACCAGCACUGGACCAAGAUCGGCAACCGGAAAACUGAGACGUCAAAUCGAAACUUGUGAAACUCUUCCGGUGGUGGACGGCUUCCAGAAAAUUGAGUUGCAAAAUAUGUCGCCUGCUCCAGAAAAAAAAGAAUUUUCCACCGAUUCGAAGUACUUAUACGACAUGGCCCAUGCAAUUUCUAGCGGCGUGGUUCCGGUGGGAAAAUUGUACAUUCUCGGUGGCUCACCAAGGCCGCUAGAUUAUUGCGAUUAUAUGUGACAACGGAAAAUCCAGAUGCAAAUUUAAGAAUUCUGGUUGAAUUUAUAAUUAAAUGUUAUGUGCCAAUGUACUUCAAUAUCAAGUAUUAGAGCUCUGUCGUGUACGGCAGUGCAUUAUUUUUCAAGUUCAUUGGUUGGUCACGAUUUCUAGAACCUCGUUUACGCAAAAUUGUCAAUCAAGUAAUUAAAGAUAAUUCAUAUUAUGCGCAUUCGGAAAAUAUCUUGUUAUCAAUGUUGUUUGAUGAUAGGAAAGAAAAGCGCGACUGUGCCAUCAAGAAAAUUCUACGCUAUCGAACCGAUGUUGACGAGCCAAUGGAACUUAGAGUUUAUAAAAAACCAGAUAUAAACUUUAAUUGCACAAGUUAUACGGAAAUGAUCAAUUUGAACCACCAUUCACGCGAAGCAUUCCGUACGAUACAUUGAAAGAAUAUUUAAAUCAAGAUGAUCCACCGUUUAAUGAUCCAAAAAUUCCAUCACACAUACAAGGAACGGAUCGACAUGUUUAAUUGCUAGCUAGCGUUUCCAAAAGGUUAUACCGGAAAAAUGUAGAGGCUGUUAUGGCGACGACAUUAGAGAGCCGUGCGAAAUUACACAGACUUGAAAGUAAAAAAGACUUCAAACAAUAAUUUUUUUUAGUUUCUUUUCUAUAACUCACUUAAAUUAAUUUUUUCAUUUACAUAUGUUCUGACUAAAUAAAUUUCUUAAGAGAAAAAAAAGAUAUUAUUAGAGAUAAAUAAAUAAAAAUAAAGAAAAAACAUAGCCGUUUAGCUGAUUUUUUCAUGUAAAGGCCAAAAAUGGUGAUUUUUUGAAAUUAUUGUAUUGGGAACCCCCCAGGGGGUGUGUCACUGGCAAGGGUGGAUCGGCCGUCUAAAGUUAGUGGGGGUCGGUCAUACAUUUGGACUCGAUUGGAGCACUCUAAAUGGGUCAAAGUGGGAUUUUUCCAAAUUUGCCCCUACCCAAAAGUUCGACCCAAAUUGGGGGACAUCAAAAUUCGUUUUAGAGGUAUGGUUCCUUCGGCAAAGUUUCUUAUUUUGAUCCCUAGAAUACGAUUUUCACAGAACAAUGAGCGAUUUUUAAAUCGACCCGUCCUAUUAUCUGUACUUAAAUAAAAACUAAUCAGCAAAAUUGUUUUGCAAAUUGUAUCGAUUCUACAUUAGCCGAAGGAACUUUGUUCCUAACUGGUGUCCCACGACACCACAUUUCUUUUUUUUUUAUACUUUUAUUUGUAAAAUAACGUCAAGUUUGUAAGAGCUGUGCAUAAUUUUA
Molecule: messenger RNA, 4138 nt
Organism: Bactrocera dorsalis (oriental fruit fly)
Lineage: Eukaryota; Metazoa; Arthropoda; Insecta; Diptera; Tephritidae
Exons: 5
Coding region: 2022-2873 (283 amino acids)
Biological process (GO): regulation of transcription by RNA polymerase II
Cellular component (GO): nucleus; transcription regulator complex
Source: RefSeq, a predicted model, not a curated record